Molecule: messenger RNA, 985 nt
Organism: Pocillopora damicornis (cauliflower coral)
Lineage: Eukaryota; Metazoa; Cnidaria; Anthozoa; Scleractinia; Pocilloporidae
Source: RefSeq, a predicted model, not a curated record
AAUCCUUCUAUGGAUUUGUUUAAUGAAUAGCCUCCUGUCCUUCAUUUAAGUGAGUCCUCAUUCUUAGGCACGUUUUGAUUGGUGAAUGACAACAGCUUCUUCAAACAUGGUCCAUUAUAAAUGCAAUUUUAGUCGUUUGUUUUUCUUCGCUUUAGCAUAACUUCACGGCUAUUUCCACUAAUGUUUAGCGGCCCAAAAUCUUGAGGGUGCGGCGUUACUUGGUGCGCCGACAUUCCCCGUUAACUAUGAGCCUCUUGAAUACAACUUCAAUCAGACCCCGUGGAUCCGAACCCUUAAAACUUUAUGUGGUAUUCGGAUUCCUUGUUACUGUGUUCGCUUCUAAUUCCAAAGACGACGAUGUCGACCCUCCGAUGUUGCCAUUCCCUCUUCCCAGACGUACUCCAGGGUUCGUUUUCAAUGGUGGAAAAUCUAACGCUGCGAUUCACUUAUCAGCAUUUCUUGAUCUCACUUGUGCUGACUCGAAGCGAGUUUGGCCUAUGAUUAAGAAACUUGCCAACAAGUAUGGACCAACGAAGAUUCGUCUGACAGUUCAUUUCUUCGCCCUCGCGUACUUUGACAACGCCUUCAGGGCUUUAAAGAGUGUGUUCACAGUGGCAGCCUACAAUUCGUCUUUACUGUUCCCAUGGGUGGAUGAUGUUUUCAAAAACCAAGAUCAGCUCAAGAAUUCGGCGAGGACCUCGACAAUGAGCCCAGAGGAUAUUGUACAAGUUAUCACGCAGAUGGCAAUAAGAGCUGGCAUUCUCUCAAGGGUGAUGAGUGACGGACUAAGAAGUCAUGACAUCGAGUCCGAGGCACGCAUGGCUUGGAAAUUCGCUUGUUCUAAGGUAGUGAUGGGAACACCUACGUUCUUUUUAAAUGACAUAUUUAUUGGAGGUGAUGCCUCAUCAAACUGGGGUGAAAAACAAUGGAAUGGGAUGAUUGACAAAAUUUUGAGGUAAUGGACUGAAUUGAAGUUGACAUCUUG